UCUUUUAAGUUUUGCUUGUAAAGUCUAUUUCUAUUGACACAAGGAAGAUUGAGAAGAUCAUUUCUUUCUUUGGAAGGCAUGUCCAAAAAGUCAAAAGACAAUAGACCUCAAUAAUCAAGCCUGUUGAAUGAACCCUUGUGCUAGCUAUCCAUAAACAAAGAAGCAACUAUGCUUCAAUCCUAAGCAAGUCGUGGUCGGCUAUAUGAGAGUCAUCACUGUCCAUGUCGCUUCAUUUAACCACGUUCCAGGCUGACAUUUUGUUUUUACGCUGGUUGUUAGCCUACUGCAAUCUUUCUCCUUUAUCCUAGCUUGAUACCGGCAAUAUGAGCAAGCUCACACGGGCGAAGUUCUUCUCCUAGCUAAUCAUUUAGAAGAGGACAGCUUAUGCUUCCUUAGACACCUUGUUUUAAGCUAUCAGUGCCAUCUUUCUUUAGCUUUGCAGGUAAUAUUAAAUUUUUCUCAAUGCUUCAAACAUCAAUAUACUCUUCCACAAAGACAAGCAACCUAUUCCUUGACAAGAAAUGACAUCUAUUCACAUCCUUCUUAUUACCUUCACCUUUUCAAUCUUGCACACAAAAUGAAAGACAAAAACAUUUUCGCGGCCGAUUGCAUAGUCCUAUGUUGCUGCUGCCAAUGCUUGAUCCUCCAAAUCAUCAUCUUGUUCUUGUUUAACCUUCCAUACAGGGUGCUAAAGAAAACAAAAGAAUGUAUAAAGAAACUGAGACAUCGAAGACGGAACAAGAAAACUAUGGAGAUGGAGAUCAACAGACAUGAUGAAGAUGAAAUCUUGAAAGAUCAUGGAGGAUCUUUGAGGGUUCAACUUGAGAGUUUGUGUUGUAUGGAAGAAGUUGAAAAGGUUUUAGAAGAAUUUUCUCAAAAAGGUGAAUUUGCUUUUGGAAGCUUUUGGGGUGGGGAUGAAGAGGAAGUAUUAGAAACAGAAAGAAUAAUCACAACAUGUAUACAUAAACAAACAGUUGAUUAUGAUGUUUUUCAUACUCAUUUGAUACAAGUCUUUGGAUCUUUCAACUUUCAAUGACAUGAACUAUAUCACAUGCUCUUUUACAAUCACUACACCAAAAAAUACGGCAAUAGCUUAAGUGCCGCUAAAUUAUGUUUAGAGGCGAUUAUUAGUGGCAAUUACAUUUUAACACUCUUUGUAAAUGUCCCUAAAGCCCUAUAGCAACAUUGGAUCCAAUUGAAAUUAACUAAUGCCGAUAAAAGCUUUAGUGCUCAUUGUUGAAGUGCGUAUUUACUGCCAUUAAUGUUGUAGGGUUCAUGAAGUAAAUAAAUCUACUAUUGAUGGUCCAUGGAUUUUCCUCCUUUUCUUUAGCUGCAUUUUCCAAAGAGAGAGCGUAUUAGCCACAUUAGCAACGCUUGGGAUGAUUUUAGGCGCGGGCCUAUUUUGGGAUAUUGUUUGUUCUAACAGAUUUAAGUUUGAUACACUGACACAAGUGCUAAAAGAAUUUAAACCAUCGUGCGAUUUAACA
Molecule: messenger RNA, 1487 nt
Organism: Capsicum annuum
Lineage: Eukaryota; Viridiplantae; Streptophyta; Magnoliopsida; Solanales; Solanaceae
Exons: 1
Coding region: 578-1036 (152 amino acids)
Source: RefSeq, a predicted model, not a curated record